AUGGCGCCUGUUCCCGACACUCCACGACAACGCGUGAGAAGCACCCGACCGCCGCGGCGACACAUAUCUGACUCGGCACCUCCCAGCAAGCGGCGCAAGUACAUACCGGGAGGACCAGGAGGCGGGGGAAGAUACGUGGAUGACGAAGGGCUGGAAACGCCAGUAGGAGGCACUGGCCCCGGGGGCUACGCGUAUACAGGUCCUCGCGGCCGUGUAGGACGUCUCAACGCCGAGAGACAAGGCUUGUCCAUAUCUGCCGCCUCACCUUCAUAUUCACGCCCUAGACGCGAGAGGCCGCCAGCUGGACCGCGUUCCAGUUCGGCCGCUGCAGUCGCCGCAGCCGUGGCUCAAAACGAUGGCUACAAGCCGCGCGAGGAGAGGUCCUGGGACGAAUUCCAUCCAGAUCUUGACAUUGAUGCCGAGUUCCCCGUCUACACGGCAGACCUGAUCGAUGGCGUGAGCCCUGCCGAUAGCGACUCAGGCACUCCGCUGAAUGGCUCAUCUACCGGCCAAUAUGCGGUUGACAGUGGCCUCUCUGCCGUGCUCGAUGGCCUGCGGGCACAGCAGGUAGAGACGGCUGAACAAGAGGAUGCGAACUUAGCAGUCAACGGCUCAGGCGCAUUUGUCACGCCGAAAAGACGUCCAGGCCGACCACCACGCAACAAGGAUUCAAUGCUCGCUGGGCUUGGAUCGCCUCCGCGACCGCGAAUCAACCCUCUUCCGACGAUGAAUCCGAGGGAGAAGCUGAACCUGCCUAAACCCUCAGUGCGCCAGGUCGAUCCCUUCAAAGAGCACGAGGAGAGCGAGGGCGUCAAGGUCAACUAUGUGGACAAGACAAUGGCAAACAUCGGCUACCAGGAGAGCGAGAUCUUUACACGGCCAUCUGAGAACAGUUUGAUCCGGCUGCCUGAGGGCUCCAUAGAAGAGGAUUUAGAUUUGACCCUGCAAACCGAGGCAGAGGGCCCUGCCGGUGCUGUUGCUGUAGGCCGUGUCGAGUACGACAUGGACGAGCAGGACGAUCGAUGGCUAGAGGCACUUAACAUGCAGCGGAAAGAGGAGGGCGUAGAAGGCAUCAAGCCUGCGAUUUUCGAAGUCACCAUCACUCAGAUUGAGAAGGAGUGGCAUGCGCUUGAGAAGCCCAAACCCGAAGCCACCUCAAACGCAUCGACCACGUUCCAGCAGUGCAGCCGCCGUCAAUGGGCUGCAUAUUCUGUCCCAACAUUGACGUCGUGUUAUAUCUGCAAACAGAAGAUGGGCGCAUGCAUCCAAUGCGGGCACAAGUCUUGUUUCGAGGCCUUCCAUGUUACCUGUGCUCGCAGGGCUAGACUGUGCUUACGUAUGAAGUCGUCACAGUCCGCAAAUCCGCUUGACUCGACUGUAUUGAAGGCGUACUGCGACCGACAUACCCCAUCAGACUGGAAGCGAGAAUAUGACGUGGAGAGCGCAAUAGCAGACGCCAAGGCCUUCUACCGACACACUAUGCGGCACAUUCGAUGGCCAGAUAGCCAGGCAUAUGCUCUCUCUAUCGGAUCGUCGCAUGCCAUGCCUUCCAUUGAAGGGCCAGACGACGAGAGUCCAGGCAGCAAACGCAAGCGUGGCGGGUCCGCAAAGACCUGGAGACUGCCAUCCGGAGCUCCUGUAGUCCCCCAGGCCGUAUACCAUAAUGUCGAAAACACGCUCAUCAAGUUCAACGUCCGCAAGCGGAAAGAGUUCGUGCAAGAAGCUUGCAAGUAUUGGACCUUGAAGCGUGAGUCGCGACGUGGUGCUGCCCUUCUGAAGCGCCUCCAACUGCAGAUGGAGGCCUUUUCAUCCAUGGAAAUCACCCGCCGUAACUUUGCAGGAAUGGGCGCCGCUGGCAGGCCUCGACUUCAACGUCGCAUCGAGUUUGCCGAACGCCUUGAGGACGACAUGGAGCAGAUCCGUGUACUUUGCGAGAUGGUCAAGCAGAGAGAAGCCGAGAAGCUCAAGGAUGUCCUAAUACUGCAGCAGAUUGUUGACUGCAUCUACUUUCCUAUCCCGCAGCUGUUACAGCCCAUUCUCGCUCGAGCCCAAGCCAGAGGUUACUUUACCGAAGGGUUCAACAAGCUUCAGGUCAAACUUGACGACAAGUACUACACCUCUGUGCAGACAUUCAACGACGAUGUUGCAGCAGUUCUGAGUGCUGAACUUGGUUUCGCGGCUGUCACUAAUAUCGGCGACGCAGAAGAACAGCUGAACAAGGUAUCCCACAGCAGCUUGACAGCCGAGCAGAAGGAGAUGAAGAAGGUGGUCAAACGCAUCACCAGAGUCUUGCAGCCUCAUUUCGAGGAGGCGAUUCGCAAAGAAUCCGAACUUGCUGGCCGGCCAUACGAGAAGUUGCCCGACCUGGAGACGCUUCUCAACCAGAAGCUGCAACGCAGACCCAGCGUGCACUUACAAGACGGCACUGUUCGACAGACGACGGAAAUCGACCAAACGAACUCUAUACAGGUACAGGGAGUCGCAGUUGACAAGGAAGAAACAAACGUGGUUGUCCAGAAACCGGAUGAGAUACAGCUUGCACCCACGCCAGAUGAGAAUGCUGGAUAUGCACACGCACACGACGAGGCAGCAGACGAGGCGGCUAUCGCUAUUCAGCUGGGUCAAGACGCCCUCCAUGUGUCCAACAGCCAGUCCCAAGGCGAUGUCAUGCCAGAAACUUCUGCUCAGGUGAAUGGCCGUCCUGAGCCGCUGACUCCCCCUCGAUCCGAGAAAAAUCUACUGAACCCGCUGGGUAACGGUGGCGUUCCAUGGUACCUGGAGACGUUUGACAUACACGGAACCACAGUAUACGAGGAGCGAUACACGGGCCGCGAGGUACUCCGAGACAUGAGCGAGGAGCUGAGCGAGCUUGACGAUGACGAACUGGAUGGUCUGGCCGACUCUGACCCAGUGCGGCCAAUUGACACGCCAGAUUCAAACGUGGCUGCAAUCAAAAAGGCGGUAGCUCGUAAGCGACAGAAGCGGUCGCGCGGAUGGUGA
Molecule: messenger RNA, 3000 nt
Organism: Pyrenophora tritici-repentis Pt-1C-BFP
Lineage: Eukaryota; Fungi; Ascomycota; Dothideomycetes; Pleosporales; Pleosporaceae
Source: RefSeq, a predicted model, not a curated record